AAAAAAUUUUGAUGAGACAGAAAUAGAACGCCAAAUGUGGUGAAGUUGAAAAUGAAUAGAAAUGAAGUGAGCCACUGUUUAUUUACAUUUUCCACUCAGCAAUGCCAUUCAGUGAUCUGUUCUAUAAAAAAUACUAUUACUUACCAUGAUGUGAAUAUCAUUUCCUGAAAAUUAUAGUUCUACUUUAUUGCUUUUUGAUAAAAGCUCAGAAAUGCUUCUCAAACACGCCGUCUUAGCUAGACCAGUAUUUUUACCGAUGCUUAAAAUUAUCACCCGAACUAACUUUAACAGAACAAAACACUCCGAAAGUUUUUUAAAUGAUAAAAAGACCAUUAAAAUAAACGAUAUCCUUUCAUCUUUUGGCUUUAAUUAUGGACAAGUGGCAUAUAUAUUGAAAUCGCCACAUUUAAUUCUUAGUUACGGUAAAGAAGAUCUUAUGUCGAACAUUCUGAGAUGGCAGAUGCUUCAAGUAGAUAAAAAAAAACUUUGCACUGCUCUUACAAGAUGCCCAGAACUUUUAACAUUAAAUCCUGCUUACAUAGACAGCAGAAUUAAAGAGCUAAUGACAAUAUUUACACAAAAGGAUAUUGAUAAACUAUUAGUAACAUGUCCAGAAAUAUUUUUAGAUGACUUUGAUGAUAUAAAAGAAAAAGUUGAAUACAUUGUAUAUUUUAUGGGUGUUGAGCAAAGUAGCAUUGUGAAAACAGAAGCCAUGCAAUUUGAUCUUGAUUAUAUUAAAAUCAGGCAUGAUUUUAUGUUGCGUACUGGGUUUUAUAGAAUGAAAAAGAGAGUUGUUCAAGCCAAGACUGCUCCUUUAAAUAAAAUAUUUAGUCGGAAUGUUCAAACUUUUCUAAAACUUUCUGGUUUGUCGAAAGAAGAAUUUGAUGCAUUUAGAAAUGCUUAUAAAUUUGAACAGCAGCAAAAGCAAUUGGAUGAAGAAGAUUCAGAUGAAGAUGUCUAAGUUUAAUGGGAUCCUUAUAUUCAUGUGAAGUUCUGUGUUACAUUUCAUGGACAGUAUUGAAUGCAAUAAAUUUAUAUAGAAAAUUA
Molecule: messenger RNA, 1047 nt
Organism: Parasteatoda tepidariorum (common house spider)
Lineage: Eukaryota; Metazoa; Arthropoda; Arachnida; Araneae; Theridiidae
Product: transcription termination factor 4, mitochondrial
Biological process (GO): regulation of DNA-templated transcription
Molecular function (GO): double-stranded DNA binding
Source: RefSeq, a predicted model, not a curated record